Molecule: messenger RNA, 9696 nt
Organism: Cinara cedri
Lineage: Eukaryota; Metazoa; Arthropoda; Insecta; Hemiptera; Aphididae
Source: the annotation of a GenBank genome assembly
CGUUCCAAAAAACGACGGCGGCAGCGUAGCGUGCGGCCGCCGUAAUAAUUAUUUCAAUAAUGAUAAUAGCAAUAUUAAUACGUAUAUUAUUAUUAUUUGUGGUUAAUUAAUAAUAAUAUUAUAAUUUAUUACGACAUAAUUAAACGUCGACGACAACGAUUGUUGCAUUGAACGCCGCCGCGGUUGUGUGAGGUUUCGUCGGGGGGAAAAACCCGACAACCCAAUGUAUUCGAAUUAUUUAUAAAAAUCCGACGCACCCCUCCACCCUACGCCCGAAAACGUUUUGUAUAAAUCUCGUUAUUUUUUUUUCUUUCAUUGUUCGUUUUUGUUCCCGUUUUCUACCAUGGCCUUUUAGGAUUUCGCAAUCUGCAACGUCGCAAACGGUUCCCCCGACCGCGUAACCCUAUCGUUUGAUAUCCGUGCGCGGGGCCGGGAAGGUAACGCUCUGAAAACCCGCGAGCGGGUAAAAAAAAAAAAAAAAUAAAAAAAAUCGAAGUCGAGUGAUUUAAAAUUAAAUUAGACGAAAAACAGAGAAGAAAAUAAAAAAAAAAAACCAAUUAUGUCCGCUCGCCGAGAUAAUAACGCGGCGCGGAUAUCGGUGCGGUGCGUCGCGCCGCCACUGCGUCAUCGCCGCCGCACGUAUAAUACGUAUAUACGUAUAUACGGUAUAAAACGUACUAUACGUAUAUUGUAUACACACACACACGCACACACACGCGCGCGCACACACGUACAUACGUGUAUAAACGGCCCUACCGGCGGCGGCGGCGGCGGCGACGACGGCGACGAACUCAUUGUCCGUCCGUUUCGGCAGCAGCUCCGUAGUACGUCGUGGGUUCGGCCGCCGCCGCAGCUCACUCGCUAACGAGACCGUACGCCCGACGGUUCCUUUUUCCCGACGCCAGCUCCGCGGCACCGUCGCUCCGCGCCUCUCUCCGCGCCUCUCUCCGCAGUAACGGGCGAACUCGCGUGCGCGCGCGCGUACCGACGCAACGCACGCUAUCACACGCGCCACUCUCUGUUUCUCUCGCUCGCUCUCCCGGUGGCCGCCGUUUGCGUGGUUUUUUUUUUUUUUUUUUCGUAUUUUCGUUUUUUAUCACACUGUAUAUAUACGCAUAUAUAUAUAUAUAUAUAUAUAUAUACGUAUAUUAUUAUUAUUAUUAUUAUUAUUGUUGUCCCACACGCGGUGUGGCACUCGCGCACACGUUUGUUUCCUAUACGUAAAUAAUAAUAAUAUUUUAUUUUUUUUUUUUCCAUCGCUCCCUAUCGCUUUCUGGGACGCCGAAUCAGCCCGCGGUCUUUUCGCGCGGCGCCCUUACGUUUCGCGACUGUGCGUAAAAUACUGUAAUACCCAUUUAUUGUUGUUGUUCUCUUUAUUAUCGCGCACGCACGCACGCACGCACAAACACGCGUGACGGGGUCCCGUCCGGUGCGCGCGCGGCCUUAUCGUAUUUCAAAUAAUAAUAAUAAUAAUAAUAAUAAUACGGGGAUAGAAAAAUAAAUAAAUACCCAAUACGAACGGGCGAAUAAAACGGUUUUCACGAGUUUUUUCGCCGCUGGGCCACAACAAUAUCGUCCGCGGCCUCGUCCUUGGCUCCGAUUGUUGUUGUCGCGAAAUUAUUGCCGUCGCCGUCAGCUGGCCCGCCGCCGCCGCCGCCUGGACAACGUGUUCGCGCGAGGACCGCGGUCGCCGUCGUCUCCGUCCCGUCGGACGCCGCCUGCCGGGUCAUGGGUCUGGCCGCCGACGACCGUAACAUUCUGGUGCCCGUGCGCGUAGACGAUACGUGACCCGGUCGUCAUAUCGGUGCGCGGCGGUGCGCUGUUGUUUAUUGUUUUCGUUUUUGAUGGUAACGGCACCGCGAGACCAUGGCCGCCCAGCAGCAGAACCAGGUGAAACUGUUCACGUACUCCGCGAUAGAGCGCAAGGACGAGAUCGAAGAGGUAAGCGCCGUCCGCACGGGGAUGCAGCUGCUUGCCGCUGCCGCUGCUACAGCGACAACGGCUGCGGACUUCAACUUCGACGACAAUUCGCUCUCUCGCGCCCGUAACCUCUCGCACUUUCGUACUUAUACCAUAAUGCCGUGCCGUGUGUGUACUCAUGUUAUGACCCGCACGUCGUCGUCGUAUUAUACGUUGUGUGCGCGAGCCGUCGCGUGCGUCGACCGUUGUCGUAGUCGUCGUCGUCGUCGUCGUCGCCGUCGUAGCCGUAGCCGUCGCAGUGUCCCGACCGAUAUACGUCCCGGCCGUUGUUCAUUUUGUGUUUUAUCCCUUUAGAAAUACGAACGGUGUUAUCAAACGCUUCAGAGCCUCACGGCCGGUCUCAACGAUCGCGAAUACCACGACGCCCUCACCAGCCACAUCAGCAAGGACAAGAGCCAAGAGGAAGUCGUCAGCUUGGGGCUGCUGACCGCCGUCCUGCUAGACGCCAAGAACGCGGAAAAAGUACGUGCGUUUACGCGACCCACCCGGGAACUCCGACGACGAUUGCCGUUUGCACACAACGGGGUCGUGUUCCGUUUGUUUUUCAGGGCGUAUUGUAUAAUUCAUUCCCGUGGUAUUAUGCGCCUCGUUCAUUUACAAUUCUAUUACCGUGUCGUAUCAUCAAUAUUGUACCCGUACACCGGUUCCUAGUCGCACGACAAUCGAUACGCAGUAUUGAUGAGUUCUUGUCUUUCCAACGAGAAAUCCCUUUGGAUUUCCACUUUUUGCUUUUAACACUUGAUAGGCAGUUUAAUAUUGAUAGUGGGUAUCAAUAUUGAAAAUGAUUAAACAAAACCACCUUAACACCAUGUUAUUAUUUCAUUAACAAGACCGGGUCAAUCAUUUCUUUUUUUCUUCAUUUCCACGUCUCCGUCACUCGUUGGUGAAUUGAAUAUUUAUGAAAUGUACGUACAUGUGUCCCGUGCGUAGAAUUCCCUAUGCAUUGUAAAAUUGUGCAAUAAUAAAAGUCCAUACAUUGGUACUUGAAUUCAUACAAAGUGACAUAUUUUUACGGAGGUUGAAUCACUGAUUGAUAUCGCGCACACCAGAUUCUUGAAUCUAUUCCCAAUGAUUACCAAGAUUUCCUGCGAAAUUACGGAAGAUUUGCAUGAUUAUCAAACAUUUGUAAACUGAUUUCCGUUAGUGUUAUACCCACUGUAUUUUUAUGUUUUAUUAAUUUCAAUUUUUUACCUAGAAGCAGUUUUUAGGUUUUUCUGAGCAUCUUCUUUUUGGAAUAAAAACUUAGGUUUUAAUAUUCUCUACUGCCUACUUUAAAAUAGAUAUUUUUAGCAGUGUCGCAACCAGGUGGGGUCCCCGGGCUGUAUACAUUUAUUGUACUUAUACAUCUACCAAAUUUUCCUUUAGUUCAAUUGGCUAUGUGUAAACAAAUUUUUUUAAAAUAUUCUGGUUGUGCCACUGUUUCUUAGUAAUACCUAAAACCUGUAAAAUGAGUUUAAUAUUAUAUAGUCUUUCUGUUUUAUGAAAGUUUUAUUAAUAAUAUUAAUAAUUUUAUCUUCAAAAUUCUAUAUUUAUUUAUUUAUUUUUUUUUUUUAACAGACAUAUAGAGAUUUAACUUUGUUAUCACGUGAUGGCCUACAGAGUGUUAUAGCUCACUUACAACAAUUUACGUUAGAAAAAUGGAGUCGACUAUUGGAUGGAUCUCGCAAACAGUUGUUAUGGCUAAUUCGAGAAAUGGUACACAACAACAUUGCAGGUGUGGAUAACCUUUGUUGGAACCUUAUGCGAAAUGCAGCAGGUGGCGACAUUUCUUCCACUAAUAUUGCCCUCAUUGAAUAUCUCCUUGAUCUUUACCAAGACAAUAGGUAUGUUUUAUAUUGUAAAUGUAUUAUUUUAUUAGUUUUGCUAUUUUUCUCAUAAAAUUGCAUUAUCGUUUUUAGAAAAUGGUUAGAAAGAUAUCCUUGGUUGAUAGCGUCUGUUGUUUAUUCAUUUUUACGUUUCAUUGAAGAUCACACUAGUUUAAUCCCUUUGCGUAAUCGAGAAGUGGCAUUCACCAUAUCUUUACUUCGUGAUAGAUUUACUGAUUGUUUGGUGAUCGGUAGAGAUCUAAUUAGGUUAUUACAAAAUGUUUCACGUAUACCAGAAGUUGAAACACUAUGGAAAGACUUAUUACAUAAUCCUCAAUCAUUAAGUCCAAGUUUAACAAAUGGUAAUCAUGAUAGUUCAAUAGUCAAUCCAAAUUCAUAUUAAAAAUAUUUAAAGUUAAAUCUUAUAUAUUCCUAGGUGUUAUACAAAUAUUGGAGACUAGAACAUCUAGAAGAUUUUUGCAAUCGCGAUUAACACCCGAUAUGGAACGUAAAUUAGUAUUCUUUACUUCUUCAGUUCGAUUUGGUCAUCACAAACGCUAUCAAGAAUGGUUCCAAAAUAAAGUAAAGUUAAAAUAUUUUAUCAUUUUCUUUUUAUUAUAAUCAAUGUUAAUAUUAUUGUUUUAAUUUAAAGUAUUUAAAUACGCCUGAAGCACAAUCCCUGAGAAGUGAUUUGAUAAGGUUUAUUGUUGGACUAAUACAUCCUACCAAUGAACUGUUAUGUUCAGAUAUUAUACCUCGUUGGGCUGUUAUUGGUUGGCUUAUUACCACGUGCACAUCAAAUAUAGCUUUAGCGAAUGCCAAAAUGGCUUUAUUUUAUGAUUGGAUUUGUUACGAUCCAAAACAUGAUAACAUUAUGAAUAUUGGUAAGUAAUCACAAACUUGUUUUGAACUUAAACCUAUCUGAGUAACUUUUAUUUUAACCACAUAAAUAUCAAUUUUAAUUAGGAAAAAUUUGAAUGUUAACAAAGUGUAUACAAUUUAAGUUCUUUAAAAUUAAUAAACAUUUUAUCAAUGAUUAAACUUAAUUAUAUUUUUAAAUAAUUAUAAAUACAUGUAAACAAUUUUUAGUUAUAUUUUAUUUUAAUAACAUUUUUUUUGCUUGUCAACAGAACCAGCGAUUUUAGUGAUGCUCAACUCUUUACGUAUUCAUCCCACAGUAACAGCAAGCUUACUGGACUUUUUAUGCCGAGUAAUUAUACUUGUUAUUUCUUUUUAUAAAUCUCAUUAAAUUACAUAAUCUAUGGCAUAUCAUGAUUAGCACGACUCAUGUCACUUAAAACAUCAAUAUUUUUUGUUGUGAAUCAGAAUUUUUUUCAUUUCAGAUUAUUACUAAUUUUUAUCCAGCUCAAACCGAGAGGAUACGCACUGGUAUUUUUGUUUCAUUGCAACAGAUUCUUGACAAGAGAGUGUUAGCAUCAUUAGUUCCUUUGUUUACAAAUCCUCGAAUUGAUAGUGAACUCAGAACCAUAAUACAAAAUACUUUUCGAGAAUUUUGUGAUCCUCCAGCAAUUCAAGGAGGUAUCUUAAUUAUAUUUUUAACAAUUAUUUUUCUUCAAAAAUAGUUUUUUUUUUUUCUUUAUAAUGUAUUUAAUUUUAGGUGAUUCUAUUAAAAAUGAUGACUUAAUGGAUAAUAUGCUUUUAUCGCUCAAAGAGGAGUUAGUAGCAGAGACUGAUGACAUCUCAUUUAGUGAUGAAGAAACUGAAACAAGUCCAAAGAAAAUAGUUAACCUUGAAAACAGCAUACCCAUUGUAAAACCAGCAUCUGGUACGUCAAUUAUUAAAUUAAUAUGAAAUACUUAUACGGAUCUUUAAAAUGUUGAAACAUUAUUUAGUUGUCUUCAACUUAUAGUAUGUAUAGGGUGCGUUCGUGUCACGCUUUAAGCAAGUUUUAAGCGCUUAUCAGUAUUGCCAUGCUGUUCGGUUUGGCAGAUUUAAGUGCUCAGACUACAAACAUAAUGUCAUGGAAUGUCUGUGCAACAUCAUCGUUUCAUACUCACAAACACUUAAUCCAUCAAGGUAGUGCAGCAAACGCUCAAAUGUUAAAAUGAUAAUAGAUAACUUUUAGUCCAAUCAAUGACACAUAUUGAUGCUUAUACUAUCAAUGCUCAUUUAAAAUUUGUCUUUAGGCCCAUUUAAAAGUGCUUGUGUUUAAACUAAACAAUUUGUAAACAUUAAAGUGAGUGAGAGCGCUGAAUGCAUCUUAAAGUCUAAAGCGAACGCACCCAUAGUAGAGAUCAUAUAAAAUAAAAAGAAUGGUCAACCCAGUUUAUCCAUGAUUGAAUGGACCCUCAUCUUGUAUACUCUGAAAAAAUGAUUAAACUAAAUAUAUCUAGUAAUAUAUGAUACAUGAAGACAUUUAUUAUUUUUAUGAAAAAUUAAUGAUUAGGUAUUUAUAUAACAGAAUUAUGUGCUAGUUCAAUAUGUAACUAGACAUUUGUUUGAUUAUACCGAUAUACUGCUAUAAUAAUACUAGUAUCUUAUUUUGUAUCGGUAUAUUAGGAAAUUUGUUUAUUUGUUAGUACAAAACAUCAACUAUUUUUCUUUUUCAAAAAGUAAAUUGAUUAAUUAAAACUGAAAUCUGUACUCGCAAAUAGAAAUAAAUUUGAAGAUUUAUAAUAAAAAUAAUUCAAUCAUACAAGUUAUCAUAAUAAUAUAAUGUAAUUAAGAUACGAAACGAGGGAAUGAUUGUGAUGGGAAAUUAUUAUUAUUAUUAAUCAGGAGGGAAUUAUACCGAUACAAAAUAUUUGAUCUAUGUUAAAAAAAUGUAUACCAAACAAUUUGAACAGGUAUUACAAAGUAAUUUCUUUAUUUACUAUCAAUAUUCUUUUUAGUGGGAAAUUUAUACCGGUGUAAUCAAAGUUAUUUUUUGAUAGCAUACAAUAUGGUGGUUCAGGGAACAUGUGAUUUUUGUGUACUUAAUUAGAUUUGUAUUCUUUUUAUUCCUUAUUUCUAGCCUUAUUUUUUUUUUACCAAUUGAUUUUCAAAUUACAACCUAUAAUUACUAAUUUAGAUUCUCAAACAGAAUAUAUUAUUAUACUUAUGUUACUAAAAAUAGUUGUGUUAUUACACUUUUUUGAAAUUGUAUACUUGUAGUAUAUUAUAGUAUUAUAUUAUAAAAAUAUUUAUUUAUUCAUUGUUUUACAAACAUUUUUCUAUAAAACAUAAUUAGUUGGUAAAAUUAGACACUAGUGAUGGAGCUCUGCUUCUAAUAGCUCAUGAUAUGGGUAUGCAUUUUAAAUAUAAUUUCAAAUUGUUCAUCUUACAUAAAAUUUAAUUUAUAAAUCAAAAUUUGAUAUUGGUAUAGUUACAAGUGUAUUAAAAUAGUUUACUAAUUUUAAAUAUAUUAUUAAUUAUUUUAAAUAAUUUCAGCAAAAGUGAAACUAAAAGAAAGAAAUUUGCUGCCAGAAGAUUUAGACAUAGAAGCUUUAGAAACUCUAAACCAUGAAUUGAGACUGGAGACUGAAACUCUUUAUUUUAAAAAAGACAAUGAAAGAAAGUGUGAGUCAAUGGAGAAAAUAGUCCAGUUAAUUGUACAGGAUGAUGAGAUGUAUCCUGAUAUGAUAGCCGCUUUAGGCUCAUGUCUCGCAUGUUUAUUGAAAAAUCAAAUUGAAGAAAAGAUUUUCCCCGCAGUACUUAACGACGAGUAAGGCUAUUUGCUAUUUAGUAUUUAGAGAUUAUUAUUUAUUUUUAUUAUUAAAGUUACCUAUUUAUAUUUUAUCAAAAAUUUAGAACACGAGUUCUAAUAGAAUAUUAAUUAUUAAUAUUUUAACAAAUAAACUGUUUAGUGCAUUUGAAGAUAGCAUCGGAAAACCACUUUUUGUCAUGUUCCGUAGUCUUACUCAAUUUACUGAAGAUGAUUCACGUCGGCUACAACUUUUGUCUUUAUUGGCUGAAAUGAGAACACAUCAAACACGAAUUGGCUAUUUGUUACUGUAUUUUUUGCAAGUGAAUAAUGUAAUAAACAACAAUGCCGAUAGAAAAAUGAAUAAGUAAAUAAAAUAACUAAGCGACACGUCAAUUACAGUACUUAUAUUAAUACUAUUUUUUUUUCAAGUGGUAUUAAAUCCUAUAUAUACAAAGAAUUUUGUGAGACUCAAGAAAUCGAAUUAAAUGACUGUCUAUUGAGCGAUCUUCAGCUAUGUCAAGAAGAUGAUACAUCUAUGUUCUGUUGGCUAAUCCCAAAUGUCUAUAAUCAGUUUCCCAAGAUUGUCGUAGGAAAUGAAGAUUUCUUACAUUUAGUUGUAUCCGCUAUUGACGGUUCACAAAUACAAGAAAUAAUCUGUUCAAUUGUACAAGGUGACAAUGAUUUUAUUCAAAAUAUUGACUAUGUGUAGAAAUUAUUAUUCUUAUUAUUAUAAUUUUUAGGAAAGCUGAACAUGUUUCGAUCUGAUGCAGUACCAUCGCUAGCCACGAGUUCAUUAAAUUGGGAAACAAUAGAGCAAUAUUUUUUUUGGCAAUUAGUGUCGGCGCAUGAUGUUGAUAUUAAAGUGAUAUUAUCAAAUAUCACCAAAUUAGAUUAUAACAGUCAUUCUGAAACCCUGACUAAUAUUUUGCUCAUGUUAAAAAAAGAAAAGUAAGUAAUAUAUAUAUAUAUACAUUAUAAAUUAUGUAUGCAUAAUAUUAAUGGUAAUUAUUUAUUUAUAAUUGCAAUUUAAUAUUUGUUUAGGCCCACAUUAGAACUAUUAAAGCCUAUUCUGUGUAGAGAAAUUAAACCCUUAAACGACCAAUUUGUCAUAUCUGUGAUAUCUAGUUGGUAUUUAGAACAUGGAGACAGUGUAGCCAAUCUAGUUUCUCAGCUGUUAAUCAGUAGAUGCCCAGUAGUGUCUCCAACCAAAAGGAAACGAGGACAAGGUACUUUUUAUACCAAAUAUUAUUACCCCUUCUUAAAAAUGAUUAAAUGCUUGUGAGCUUUUAUUUUAAAAUGUAUUAUUAUUUCAGGACAGGGUUUAGGUUCAAGAGGAGGAGUCGCACCGCCUAGCGCUGAGCGAAUUCUUGGUCACAUGGAACGUAUUCGUAGUCGAGGUACCUGUCCAGUAAUGUUCCGUGCAGAAGGCAUGCAAAAAGCAUUACAAAUUGCACAGGCUGCAUGCACGGAUACACAGCGUAUGUUAUUCAGCAAUCUGUUCCAGUUACUCGAAGAAGAUGAACCCCAUGCGCCGACCACUAACAAAAAUUCAACUGUUGGCAAAGGCCGUGGCCGUAAAGCAGCGCCUACAUUUAGCAAUAGUAAUAAAAGAAAUGCAAAGUCUGUGAUAAAAGACCUGUCAGAAAGCUCUGAAGAGUCCAGCGAAGUAUGUAGUAUAAUAUUGUUUCUAUACUGUGUUUAAAUUUAUAUAAAUUAAUAUUGUGUUUUUUGUAUUCUUUUAGGAAGAAGAAGUAAUAAAACCAAGACAAACAAAAAAAAGACGAAAAAUAAACACUGUCGCAUCGGAUAGCGAUUGAUGAGGUAUUUUCACUCCGUGAUAAAUUUACAUAAUAUUACCUGACCAUAAGUUAUUAUUAUACACUGCUGAACAGAUGUUUUGUUGUUUUCCACAAUGUUAUUCCUCCCUGCCCCAUUUUUCUUUUAAUUGUAAUAUUGUUAAAAUAAAUUAUAUACAUAUAUAUAUAUAUAUACACACAAAUCGGUGAAAAAUUUAAAAAAAUGUUAAUACAGUGUAGAACAUUAUUUUUAUUGUUUGUAAUGUGACUGUUUUUGUAUAUACUAAUAUUUUCAAUUGAAUAUAUUUAAAUGACUUGAAUUUUUUUAAUAAUCAUAAUAUAUAUUUUUGAUUCCCUCUCUGGUUGCCUUCUCUUGCAAGCUGAUCUCGAUGCCUUUCUUGUAUGUCCCAAACUCGUUAACCUGGACUUAAAUCUCAACAAAUGCCACACCUUUUCCAGGAAAUAUUCU